GCCUAGUAGGUGACGACUGACGAGUGCCGGUGAAUGCGGUGAUCGAAGUGACAAGACUUUUCAUUAAAUUGGCUUAAAGCUAAGUAGACUCAGCAUGGUCCAUGGUGCAAUACUAGGAUCGACGGUACUUAUCGGCUUUAUUAUUUGUUAUUAAGUUUAUUAUCGGCGACAGUACCUAAUUUAGCCGCGGCAUUCCAUCGAUCAAUCGUUCGCCACUUCAGCGUCUUCAGCUUUUAAUUUAAGUGUUACCCAGAGCAUCAUGUAUGCCGUGCAGAGAGAAGUGCCGUGCACGGGCAGAUUGCAGAGUUUGAGCUCCAAAUUACUCCUAUCUAUGGAUCGUUUACUUCGUCUUGGUGGAGGCCUCCAAGCCCUUAGCCAAGGCACUUCUCCUACAGACUCUCCAGUUCCUGACACUGCUGAGCAGGUUUACAUCUCAUCUCUAGCCUUGCUAAAAAUGCUGAAGCAUGGCAGGGCAGGCGUUCCCAUGGAGGUGAUGGGGCUCAUGCUGGGACAGUUUGUUGAUGACUUCACCGUCUGUGUUGUUGAUGUCUUUGCCAUGCCUCAGAGUGGAACAGGUGUAUCAGUGGAGGCAGUGGAUCCAGUCUUCCAGGCGCGUAUGCUGGACAUGUUGAAGCAGGUAGGGCGGCCGGAGAUGGUCGUAGGCUGGUACCACUCCCACCCAGGCUUCGGCUGCUGGUUGUCGGGAGUGGACAUCAACACACAGCAGAGCUUCGAGGCGCUGUCCGAGCGCGCGGUGGCUGUCGUCGUGGACCCCAUCCAGAGCGUUAAAGGGAAAGUUGUGAUAGAUGCGUUCCGACUGAUCAACCCUAAUAUGGUGGUGCUGGGUCAGGAGCCCAGGCAAACAACCAGCAACCUGGGGCAUCUGCAGAAGCCUUCCAUACAGGCGUUGAUCCACGGCCUGAACCGGCACUACUACUCCAUCCCGAUCAAGUACCGCAUGAACGAGAAGGAGCAGCAAAUGUUGCUGAACUUGCACAAGAAGUCGUGGCUCGAGGGCCUCACGCUCACCGACUACACGAGCCACGCAGCCACCAACGAGACCACCGUCAAGGAUAUCCUGGGUCUGGCGCAGCACUACCACAAGAGCCUCGAGGAGGAGGAGAACAUGACGCCUGAGCAGCUCGCCAUCAAGAACGUGGGCAAGGUCGACCCUAAGCGCCACUUGGAGGACAAGGUCGACCUCCUCAUGACCGAGAAUGUCGUCCAGUGUUUAGGGGCUAUGCUCGACACCGUUAUUUUCAAGUGAUUAUUUUUGUAUUGUCCAGCCUAAUGUAACCUCACAUUAUCCAUUAUUCACAAGAGGAUUCUUCUAUAAUUUAAUAGCUCAAUGGUUUUUCUUAUCGAGUUACAUAUUAUCCGAGCCAUGGUAUUGGCAUUAUUGAUAGAUCGAAAUUCGAUGUCGUAAUGUUCAAAUCUAAUUUUAACUAUAACUAAAUGCUAUUUAAAAUAGCAUUAAUUAAGAUUCUUUUUCUAUAAAACGACAUGUCGAA
Messenger RNA from Hyalella azteca, 1511 nucleotides. Its product is annotated as 26S proteasome non-ATPase regulatory subunit 14. The coding region runs from base 260 to 1267 and encodes 335 amino acids. The transcript is spliced from 7 exons. Gene Ontology annotation, molecular function: protein binding; proteasome binding; metallopeptidase activity. Gene Ontology annotation, cellular component: proteasome regulatory particle, lid subcomplex. The record is from RefSeq and is a predicted model, not a curated record. NCBI's taxonomy places the organism in Eukaryota, Metazoa, Arthropoda, Malacostraca, Amphipoda, Hyalellidae. Gene Ontology annotation, biological process: protein deubiquitination; proteasome-mediated ubiquitin-dependent protein catabolic process.